This is a messenger RNA of Clupea harengus (Atlantic herring), 3009 nucleotides long. RefSeq names its product inositol-trisphosphate 3-kinase A (gene itpka). The record is from RefSeq and is a predicted model, not a curated record. Gene Ontology annotation, cellular component: nucleus; cytoplasm. Gene Ontology annotation, molecular function: inositol hexakisphosphate kinase activity. NCBI's taxonomy places the organism in Eukaryota, Metazoa, Chordata, Actinopteri, Clupeiformes, Clupeidae. Gene Ontology annotation, biological process: phosphatidylinositol phosphate biosynthetic process; inositol phosphate biosynthetic process.
AACUUGAGAUCUAAACCAAACCGCGUUGACGUUUUGACGUGCCUACGAUUGAGAGGGAUUCCCCAUAACCAGGUUGUCUAAACAGCUUCAGCAACGAGUCUAACCAAAACCUCUCUUUUCGCUAGGGACGGAGACACAGAAUUCGCGCGUAAUCUAGCAAAACAAGCAUAGUUAAAUACACCAUGGACUUUAAAUGGAGCGAACUACAGCGACACAGCUAGAAUAGCCUAAUUGUUUUGGCACAAGAGCACGUUCUCGUACUCCUUCUAUGGUUUACGAGCGUUUUCGACAAUGCCGAAAGAAAGGCGGAGGUCCUUGAGGGAGGUAGGGCUUCCCAGGUCUGGAAAUUGCGACGGGUCAAACAGGGAGCGCAAGGCAAACCCGAAAGCGACAGAGAUUGGUGAUGAACUGUUGCCGAUGGCGGAACAAACUGGCUCAACAAGUGGGCAAGAAGAGUUUCGUGGAGGCGACGGGCGGUCAACACUGAGGACCUGUUGCGUUCCCCAGGUGACCAUAACCCCCGAAGGUGAUGCAUGUCCGCGCGAGAUGAAACUAGAGGACUGGGAUGAGGUAAACGAGACGCUACGACGAAAACUAUCGAACUCUUCCAUCUCUUCUACGGGUUCUUCGACAGUGUUUGAAGAAUCAGAGGAUGACAUUCUUAGUGAUAAUGAGACAAAGAGCAGAGGAAUCGUCACCCUAGAGCAACUGGUGGACACGGGGGAACACACCAAGCCAUGGUGGAAGCUGAAGACUAUAGUCCACCUCCCUUUCUUUGUCUCACAACGCAAGCGCCUCUCCUGGGUUCAGCUUGCGGGCCAUAAAGGUAGUUUUAAGGCUGGUGGUGAGGGGACCAUCCUGAAGAAGUUCUCUGAGAACGAGAAGCAGUGUUUCGAGCAGCUGCAGGGCGAUGCUCUGGCGGGCUUCGUGCCGGCCUACCUCGGGGUGGUGGAGAGUGAUGGAGAGCCCUUCCUGCAGAUGACCGACCUGCUGGGCAGCUUCGAGGGCCCUAACGUCAUGGACUGCAAGAUGGGUGUCAGGACGUACCUGGAGGGGGAGCUGGUGCGGGCGCGGGAGCGGCCCAAGCUGCGGCGGGACCUGUACCAGAAGAUGCUGGAGGUGGACCGGCAAGCUCCCUCGGCGGAAGAGCACGACCAGAGGGCCGUCACCAAGCCCCGCUACAUGCAGUGGAGGGAGACGCUGAGCUCCACGCACACGCUGGGCUUCCGCAUCGAAGGCGUCAAGAAAGCAGACGGCACCUGUCGCACAGACUUCAAGAGGACGCGCUCAAAAGAAGAAGUCACUCAGGUCUUCAGGGAUUUCGUGGCAGGAAAUACCAACACAAUCAAUGCAUAUGUGAAUAAGCUCCAGGAGAUCAAACAAGCCCUGAACACAUCCGAGUUCUUCAAGAAGCACGAGGUCAUCGGUAGCUCCCUCUUGUUCAUCCAUGACCGCACGGGCUGCGCUCAAGUGUGGCUCAUCGACUUUGGGAAGACCACAGCCCUGCCCCAGGGCCAGACCCUGCAACACUGCACCCCCUGGCAGGAGGGCAACCGCGAGGACGGCUACCUGUGGGGCCUCGACAACCUCAUCCACACACUGACUUCCCUGCUCCAGGGGUGACCUUUGACCCCCCCUGAGCCUGAACUUUGACAUUGGUGAAGUCAGCAGGGAGGAUGAGGAUUUGGGAGACAUCCAUCGACCGUACGUCAGCUGUUUUGUUUGCUGACAGGUUUGUUGAAGUAUUACAUUAUUUCUGCACACAUUGUGGAUGCAGCAUUUGUGAAAACGUAUCAACAGACAAAGUAUCAACAAAGUGUAUUACCUUAAAGGGCGUCAAGGCUAUCGAACAAAGCACGAGUCCAGUGCCCAAAUACCAAUAUUCUCAAAAUAUUAGCUGUGAAUGUACCACACAAAUCCUUUAACUAACUAUCAUAUUCUUCCUGAGAGGGCAGAAGUGUGUGUGUACGUUUAUUCAUCAAACUAGGAAGCAGUGAGUGUGUGUGUGAUGUGAGAAAUACACACCAAUUGCAUUAAUGCAAUGCAACACUAUCAGUCUAACUCAGGGGUGUCAAAUUGAUUAGAGUUAAGGGGCCACAUACUGCCCUCUUGGAUCUCAAGUGGGCCACACCAGUAAAAUCUCAUUUUUAUAGAAAUGCAAUGUAUGUCUUUCUGUAAUUUUCACACUUAGCAAAGUAAUCCGGCGGGCCGAGCUGGACCCCCUGGUGGGCCUGAUCUGGCCCGCGGGCCGUAUGUUUGACACCCCUGGUCUAACUCCUCACCCUCAUAAGAGUUUGUAAAUAGCAGUUUUAUACAACUGACUUCAUGUAACAAAACAAACAGAGAUGCUAAUUUACACAGCCUGAACAGAGACAGUCAGGAAAUAUGUUUCAUACUUUUCAAAUCUGGAUCUCAUAUACCCUUAUGUUUUUGUGAUUUUUCUUCCAAUCGAGUCCUAUGGCAAAGAAAAAACUGCAUAUUACAAUCCACUGUGAGUAUUAAUGUUUUGUAUAAAUGCUGUUUUUCAAAGUACUGUAUUACAGUCCAAAAUCAUUAAGCACACUUUUUUCUGUAACUUUUUUAAAGUUCACAGCAAGACACUAUUGUGUUACCUAUGCAAAAGUAAUUGCAUUUAGCAUGAAAUGUAAAUUUGUCUAUGUUUAUUUGUUUAUCUGUGAGAAAUCUGUGAAAUAAAAAAGUUAAUAUCAAUUCAGUGGGCUCUUUCUACAAUAAAUAUUGCCUUGUUUAUGUAAUGGUUCCCAUGCACACCCUGAGCACACAGCCAACUUGUCCUACUUUAUUUUGUGAACUUCUGGGUUAUGGUUUUAAAGCACAGGGCAUAAAGCCAUCAGCCUCUGUACAUGGCCCGAAAUAAAAGCUAAUGUGAAUUUUUAGACAGCGGUUCUUUACAAAAAAAAAACUUCAUUGCAAACUGUCUGAAUAGUUUGGUAUGAGUUGCAGCAUGCCAGUAGUCACACCUCAAAGGAGAGUACACAAACAUGCAGGUUU